Molecule: messenger RNA, 805 nt
Organism: Jatropha curcas
Lineage: Eukaryota; Viridiplantae; Streptophyta; Magnoliopsida; Malpighiales; Euphorbiaceae
Product: dirigent protein 22
Source: RefSeq, a predicted model, not a curated record
GCACUUUUGAAAAUCUAGCUCAACUUUCCCAGUGAAUUUAUGGUUCUAAAUUGCGCAUAAAACAAUAUAGCAACAAGUCUUUUCUUUUUCCUUCGUCUCUCUUUCACAAGUUCAAGAAUUUCUUACCUGCAAUGGCCAAAACCCUCCCAUUUCUCUAUUUUCUCUUCACCAUUGCCUUAUUUUCACUUGCCACAGCAAAAUCAAGCCGUUUGUCAAGAAUUUUAUCUCCGGCAACGCUUGGCCUCAAAAAAGAGAAGCUAAGCCACCUCCAUUUCUACUUCCACGACAUAGUUAGUGGUCGAAACCCGUCGGCAGUCAAAAUUGUCGAACCACAAUCGAACACCUCCGACACAAUGUUUGGCUUGGUGGCGAUGAUCGAUGAUCCAUUAACUGUUUCGCCGAAUCUGAGCUCGAAGCUCGUAGGUAGAGCGCAAGGCAUGUACGCAUCUGCGUCGCAAAGUGAAGAUGGUUUACUAAUGGUUUUGAAUUUCGCUUUUAUGGACGGAAAAUUCAAUGGAAGUGCACUUAGCGUUUUGGGUCGGAACUUGGCGCUUGCUCCCGUUAGAGAAAUGCCGAUCGUCGGUGGCAGUGGUGUUUUCCGAUUUGCCCGUGGUUAUGCUCAGGCAAGAACUCAUACAUAUAACCCAAAAACUGGAGACGCUGUCGUGGAGUAUAAUAUCUAUGUUUUCCAUUAUUAAUUGACAUAAUUAAUGUAUUUCCUUGCUUUCUUUUUUUUUCUUCCCCAAGAUAGAAUAGUAUUUAAUCAUAUUUUUCAAUAAUAAAAUUUUUAUGCCAAUCUACAAGA